AUGUCCGAGUCAACGCUUCGCAAGCGCUCGCGUUUAGCCUGCACUUUGUGUCAGUCGCGAAAGCGUAAAUGUUCAGGUGGGCAACCUUGUAGCACCUGCGCCCAAACUGGAGCGGAAUGCCAAUACAAUGCACGCAAGAAACGCGCCAGAUCCCAUAGUCUGUACCAGGCGAGUCUUCUCAGUGAACGACCUACAGAUGGCUUGUCCAAUGCAGUUCCAAAUACUAUCAGUGCCGCAGCCAACGCUACGGCCAAUUCUGGCGCCGCGUUUGUUCGCAAACUUGGGCUUAAAAUUGACCCGGCACAUGCACCACGAUUGCAAUUAUUUGCCUGGAACGUCGGUGAGAGACGGUUAUCACCAACAGUAUCGUCGGCGCUUCCAUCAAUACCUGUCACGGCGCCGACACCAACGACUAUCACCAAAAUCAUAUCCCAGGAAGAGAUGCGGCGGCUAGCAGCGAUUUAUUUCGAGAAGGUCGAUUUAUGCUAUACAUUUCUGGACCGCAAGAUGAUAUUUACUCGAAUCGCAAAGCGCUGGAAAUCUUCGUCGUCUCCCAUUGAUUCUGCGGAACAGCCAUAUGAUGCUGUACUAUGCGGUGUAGCUGCCUUCGGGUAUCUAUUUUCGCGGCGCGAGAUCAUAGCAAUGGAAGUCCGACUCAUUGAUACCGCGCGCAUUCUAUUGGAUAAGAGUAUCCUCGCAGCGGAAACACCCUCGAUCGACAUAGUGACAGGGUGGGUGUUGCGUGCUGCGUAUCUACGCAUGACAGCCUCACCACAUGCUGCAUGGAUGGCCAGUUGUACACUAAUGCAUCUUAUCGAAGCUGCAGGAUUGCACCUUGACACAUCAGAUCCUGAAGUAAUAGACAUUCUCCAAGCAUCUCCGCCCGAGACACACGGUAGCCGAGAUGGCGACAUAGGACACCAGGGCACCAGCGACCCCGAAACCAGGCGAAGACUCUUUGGCAUGGCUCGCCACCUCAACACAUGGAUUUCCUUCGACCUCGGCCGCUCCCGCGUUGUUCUCCACGGCGCCACAGCUCUCUCUCCUACAAGCACACCCCCAUCCCGCAACCCGGCACAGCAAGCACCACCCCGAGUCCCACGCGCAGACCUCUUCCACCUUCUCCCACUCUCCGAAAACCUCGACCCAACAGGCCCGUCGCCACAAGAUCUCCCAGAACUCGAAACAGCCCUCACAUCCGUCAUGGAUCUUCUCUACUCCGAACCCUCGCUAAUCUUAGUCCAAUGCAACCUAAUGCUAUGCAUUUAUCGCCGCCUCCGUGCUCUAAACCCACACGGCCCAUUAUCCUCAAAUCUCCUUGACCGCGUCCUUGCACUAGCGGGUCGCGGGCUCCGUGCCGCACGAGGAAUGGUAGCCUCCACCUGCCCCUGGCACCAAGUUGCCAACGUCCCAUUUCAGGUCGUCUGCUCACUUCUAGCGAUUGACAAUCGGGCUGCGUUGGCGCUGCUCGCUGAUGCAAUGCGGACUCUGCAUGAAGUUCUCGCUGCCUAUGAUACACCUUCUAUGCGUGAGGCGUAUUCUACAGCAUAUUUACUUAUUGCGUUGCAUCAGCGGCGAAAGGAAGAUGAUACCCGUGCUCUCGCUGAGGUGUUGCGGGUCAAUGCUGCUGCCGCGGCCCCAGCGGACGAUCAGAAUGGUAGGCCGGUUGCACGGACGGUGGUCACCGACCAGAGCCAAAAGCAGGAGCAGGAGCAGACCGCGCCAGAUUUGCUGGUAUCAGAUGCGGAGUUCUCAUGGCUGGGUGAUUUGAUGAUUGAUAUGCCAAGUCUGCAAAACUUUGAUCUGGACCAAUUUUUAAUGACUGAUGUCCCAUGGCCUUUACCUGAGAUGGGAAUUUGA
Penicillium hordei is the source of this 1860-nucleotide messenger RNA. Its product is annotated as putative C6 transcription factor. The record is from RefSeq and is a predicted model, not a curated record. The transcript has 2 exons. Gene Ontology annotation, molecular function: zinc ion binding; DNA binding; DNA-binding transcription factor activity, RNA polymerase II-specific. NCBI's taxonomy places the organism in Eukaryota, Fungi, Ascomycota, Eurotiomycetes, Eurotiales, Aspergillaceae. The coding region runs from base 1 to 1860 and encodes 619 amino acids. Gene Ontology annotation, biological process: response to xenobiotic stimulus; DNA-templated transcription; regulation of DNA-templated transcription.